UAUCCGCCCGCAGCCUGUCGUGCUUCCUGCCUUUGCGAGGGAGGGGACGGUGCUGACGGCUGGGAGGACGAAAGGAAAGACAAGAAAGCAUUUAGGAAGAUAAAGAUAGGAGUGGGGGGAACGGCCCAGGGUUUCCACCGUCCGUCGGGAAAUAAACACCACACUUUUUUCUGUAGCUGCUGGAUUUGUCACCGAAAUCGGCUCUGAAAAAUGUCUGCCAGUCGUCAGCUUAGCGAGAGCAGGGCCAUCCCGACCAAGACGGUGUUGAUCAACGACACAACGCAGCUACCUCAUGAUUAUUGCACCACCCCCGGAGGCACUUUAUUCUCUACCACUCCCGGAGGAACCCGGAUCAUCUAUGACCGUAAGUUCCUACUGGACCGGCGCAAUUCCCCCAUUGCCCAGACUCCUCCAGCUCACCUGCCUGUCAUCCCUGGAGUGACCAGCCAAAAUGUCCUGAGAGAGAACCAGAAGAAUGAAGCCAACAACCACAUCAACAACCAUGAUGGCAAGCCCACAAACGGUGACGAUGCUCAGUUUGAAAUGGACAUCUAACAUACUGGAACCACACCAGCAAAAGCAAAUGACCUGGCAUCACACGUGCCAGUGGCUUGGCUUGUAGAAACCAAUGUUGUGAGCCCUCAUGGCAGCCAUCUUCUUUAGCUCUCUGUCUCGCUGCUGGAUGUAAAUGUGUGUGAAACCAUGGGGAUUCAGUGUAUCAUACAUACAGGUACAGUGUGGCCAAUUCUGGAAACUAGGUUUAUUUUGUAUAGAUUGCCAUGUUUACCAGUCGCUGUACAAAUCAACAACCGCACAGCGAGGGUGCAGGCCUAAAUGUUAUGUACCCAGACACAUUGUCCAGUUAAUAGAUUGCAGUGCUCGUACGGCUUUCUGUGAGUCAGGAUCUUUACCUUACCGAGCACACUCUACAACUGAUCAUAUUUAAAGUCAAUUGGGGGGGGGAGUGGUAAUUAUUAGUGCUGGCCUUAGAAUCACUCAAAAGCUUUGAUAUUCAUCACAGUCUUUGGUUUGAAGACCCUUUGUUAAGCAUGUUAUUUAAGUGAUUUUUCUUUUCUUUUUUGGUACUACUUGAAAAACUCCACAAUCUGUUAUCGGUUGUUUGGUCUGUUUUAGUUUCCCAUGGUGGUAUGUUAAAGGGAUGCUGUGUUCUUUAUUUUUGCCAUGCCAUUCCAAGAUUUUAGUUUCCAUUACCAACACAAGCCUGUGUGCAUUUCCAAUUUUCAGGGGAAAACUUUUUUUUUUUUAAUGAAACUUUAGGCCGUGAUGUAAUUGUUUUAUAAUAAUUAAAUGAUUGUAUUUCCCACUAUUAUGUAAAGCUAAUUAUAAAUCCGGCAAUUAAAAACAAGCUUUUCAUUUAGAGCUAAAUGUCACUAUAGUAUAACGAUAUGAAGCCACUCAAUUCAUCACUGUUGUGACCUUGCUAUGAAUCUGUUUGCACAUUUCUCUCCUGCCAAGACAAGUUAAGACACUUUUUUCCUCCAGAUCAGAUUGUUACUUUAACUGGUUUGUUUGUUCUGGCAAGAGUUUUGUGUCCAUAAUUUGAUAAAGAAAGGAGGUCAUACGAACAUCCGUCAGGCCCUGGACAACUGAGAACCUUCACAGUGUUUUUAAAUAUCCAGAAACAUUUAGAUUACGGUAAAAAACGGUUAAUAUCCCAGUUGUUAGAUUUUGGGUAAACUACAAGAAGACUUUUGAAAAACUUGAAAUAAUCCAGAUGUUUUAUAUGCAUUUUAUUUUUUAAUACAGUUUCUUAGUAUUGUGGGUAUUUGUUUGGGUAUAAGCACUGUCAAGCCUUCAGAUUUGUUAAGUGUCAAGGAACCAGAAGACAUUGUUUGCAUCAGGCUUGAUAGAUGCUUUCCUUUUAAUCUACAAAUCUGUCCCUAGUGUCCUUAAUCCGCUUGACAUUACCUUAUUCGUUUCAUGUGUCAUGUCUGCCCAUGCCUUACGUCACAUCAAAUGCAGUAAGUAAAACUGGAUUCCUUGUCAUCAAUUUGUACUUUCCAACAGAUGUUUAUUUUUUCACUGUAACAUUGAACAGGUGACAUUGUACUUAGCAGUUGAGCUAAACAAGAACUUUUUAUGGGUUUUUUUCUACAUAAUUUCUUCCUCAAGCAGCUGUGAAGUUUGAAAGUGUGACGGCGUACAUGUCAUUUUGGGAUCCUGAAGUUCAGAUGGCGAUGUGGUGAAAACAAUAUCACGUUCUCAUUUGGUUCCAAUAAUAUUUAGGUUGUUUUUGUUUUUUUUGUUACACCACGAUCCGUCCUCUCUGCUAAUUACACUUGGUCCAAGUAGCAGCUCUGAACUUGGCAAAUGAAUCAACAUGAAAUUCCUGAUUUUUUAAUUCAAAAUUCAUGCAUAUUAUGAGUUUGUUUCUCUGUGUGACUGGAACCACUGAAUGGCUGAAAUGAUGUCUAUCAAAGAUUUUAUUUUUUUCUUUUUGGCUUUGUAAUUCAUUCUGCCCGUGUUUGGUGACGAACACAUCGAGGGGUUUUUGCUGGAACCCAAUUUUCAUUGCACAUUUUACAAAACUCUUUAUAUUAUGGCAUCAUAUUCCAGAUUGCAGAUUUAUUUCAAAUCGAUUUGGUUUGACAAUGAGGGCUUAACAUUGUGUGUCGAAAGAGAUUUGAAACAAACAUACUGUAACUUUCUGUUCUGAUUUUAAAUAACUUUAUUUUAAAUGAAACUCCAAUGCCAGUGGACACUGUUGCUGCAAGAUCAAUAAAGUUCCGUAACAAAGAAAA
Larimichthys crocea (large yellow croaker) is the source of this 2762-nucleotide messenger RNA. RefSeq names its product eukaryotic translation initiation factor 4E binding protein 2 (gene eif4ebp2). NCBI's taxonomy places the organism in Eukaryota, Metazoa, Chordata, Actinopteri, Sciaenidae. Gene Ontology annotation, cellular component: cytoplasm. Gene Ontology annotation, biological process: negative regulation of translational initiation. The transcript is spliced from 3 exons. The coding region runs from base 211 to 555 and encodes 114 amino acids. Gene Ontology annotation, molecular function: eukaryotic initiation factor 4E binding. The record is from RefSeq and is a predicted model, not a curated record.